AUGGCUUCCAAUUCAUGCAAACAAUGGACGAAAGGUACAUAUCUUGUAUCCACAGACCGCUCAGCACUUCAGCCACUAGCAAUCAACCAAGCCUUUGCCAGUGAUGACAUAGUCUGGACUAAGACAAUGGAUAUUAAGAUACUCCAGGCUAUGAUAGACAAUUCAAUAUGUUUCGGCCUCUACGACAAUACUUCAGAAUCAUCAACUCAAAUCGGCUUCGCCCGUCUGAUAACCGAUCGCGUCUCUUUCGUCUACCUAACAGACGUUUAUGUGUUGCCUGCUUAUCAAAAGCAAGGUCUCGGAAGGUGGAUGAUCGUAUGUAUCAGAGAAUACUUAGAAGAAUGGGAGACUCUGAAAAGAAUCAUGUUUAUCAAUAUCGGAAAAGGUGAUUGGUAUAGGGAGUGCUUCAGGGAUUUCAAGGGUGUUGGGGUCAGGCCUUGGGAUGAGAAUGUGAAUGGUGCUAGUACCAAGGUAUGGACAAAUGGUAUGAAGAAGGAGGAUGGGGCACAGAUACCGGAUAUGAAUGAGCCAAAGAUGAAAAGGUUUUCACAACACGAAGGUCAUGAGGGGGCAGUUUCAAAUAACACCGGUAAUCAUGAAGCAAGCUAA
Molecule: messenger RNA, 609 nt
Organism: Glarea lozoyensis ATCC 20868
Lineage: Eukaryota; Fungi; Ascomycota; Leotiomycetes; Helotiales; Helotiaceae
Product: Acyl-CoA N-acyltransferases (Nat)
Exons: 2
Coding region: 1-609 (202 amino acids)
Molecular function (GO): acyltransferase activity, transferring groups other than amino-acyl groups
Source: RefSeq, a predicted model, not a curated record